This is a messenger RNA of Fusarium coffeatum, 423 nucleotides long. RefSeq lists its product as uncharacterized. The transcript is spliced from 3 exons. Gene Ontology annotation, cellular component: fungal-type vacuole membrane; proton-transporting V-type ATPase, V1 domain. Gene Ontology annotation, molecular function: proton-transporting ATPase activity, rotational mechanism. Lineage: Eukaryota; Fungi; Ascomycota; Sordariomycetes; Hypocreales; Nectriaceae. The coding region runs from base 1 to 423 and encodes 140 amino acids. The record is from RefSeq and is a predicted model, not a curated record. Gene Ontology annotation, biological process: proton transmembrane transport.
AUGGCUUCGCAAGCAGACUACAAGGAUCGCCAGUUCCUCGCCGUCAUUGGCGACGAAGACUCCGUAACUGGUCUUCUUCUUGCAGGAAUCGGCCAUGUGACCACAGGUGCCGACGCCCAGAAGAACUUCCUCGUUGUCGACGGCAAGACCGACACAUCCGCCAUCGAGGCCGCGUUCGACCGAUUUACCGAAGAACGAAAAGAUAUCGGCAUUGUGCUCAUCAACCAACACGUCAGACUCUCGCUUCACAUCUAUCUGGCUGCAAGACUGAUGAUUAUACAGAUUGCGGACCGAAUUCGACACCGUAUCGAUACAUACACCGCGGCUUUCCCUGCUGUGUUGGAGAUCCCAAGCAAAGACCACCCUUACGACCCCGAGAAGGAUAGUGUAUUGCGACGAGUGCGACGCCUGUUUGGAGAGUAA